AGAGCCGCGGAUGGGCAGGAAAGGCCGCCUCUGCUCCCGCCUCGCCCCGCUCGCCCGGCCGGCAGAGGCGCGGAGCGGUGUCCGGGAGCAGCGCGGCUGAGAGGGCGCAGGUGCGGGGCGGGCCCGGGGGCCGGGCGGCCGCGCCGAGGAGAGGGCAUCGGUCAUGGCAGCCCCCGCUUCCUAAAUGGUGCCGGCCGCCCCUCCGCCGCCGAUGGCCGAAGCCUGGAGGCUGGAGGAGGACGAGGAGGAGCUGCGGGAGCUCGGCAGGAGGCACCGGAGGGUCGCGCUGAGCUCGGCGGCAGAUCGCUCAGAAAGAAAUAAACCAGACUGCCGCUCUUCAGGCCAAGGACCUUUGUCAUCCAUAAGAGCAGCAAUCAAGAGAUCACUCAUGAAUAGUGCACAUCCAAAAUGCCCUGUCGAAGAGCUUCUCGGACCUCUAGCCAUAGUGAACAACAGAGGGAUAGAAGGCGUCCUGAAAUUACAAUAGUUGCUGCUGAACCCCUCCGGCCAUCCUCCUGGUUUCCAGGUGCAAGCCCUGUCACUCCUCAGGGAUUAGGAUUCCCUUCUGCGUCAUCUCAUGCUCAGUGGAGAAGAAAUGAACGUAUUCCAGCUGAGCUUCCACCAUCAUAUGAGCAGGUGAUAAAAGAAAUCAAUCAAGUGCAAGUCAAUACAACAAAUAACAAUAAUGCUGCUGCUCCCAGACAUACCACUACUUCUGCAACACAAACUGACUUUCCAGAGGAACUAAUCAGCCAUUUGCCAGGAAGUAAUGUAAAAACUAGUGUGCCUGCACACUGGGAAUCUGCAGGCUGUCGAGGGCACAGUCCUCUUAAACCUCCUAGGCCUUCUGCAUCUCUUCUGAUUAAGUCUCCUUCAGAAAAUGAGAAUCCUUUAAUAGUCUUUGAAAAUCCUGAAGGUCAGAGGUGCCAAGAAAAUCCCAGUGCUGUGGUAUGUCCUGUGCCAAAGCCAAGAUCAAGAAGCAAUCUCAGACCUGUGGUCAAAAGUACUGAAAGUGAGACAGACAAUGGCGAAGAAGUGAACCAGCCCACCACAAAACAGCAGCAACCUGCAGUUCAGCAGUCACCUCUUUCAGAUGACAGCUUACCAGACAAUCACUUGGUGACAGGCAGCAUGAGUACAGAAAAGAGCCAAAAUAAUAUUGUUUCAAGGAUCAAAGUUUUUGAAUCCCAAGGAACUAAUGAUACCUCAGGAUUAGCAAAAAAGCCAGAAAUUGCCCCUCGUUCAUUCACCCCAAGGUCUGUUACUACAAAGAAGCCAGUAGUUGCUCCAAAACCAGGGGUAAGCAGAAUUUCAGAAGACUGGGAUGUGUGGACUGAAAACAAGUCAACAGCUUCCAAGGAAUUGCAACCUCAGCCUGAAGUAGCUGGGAGCAGUGUUGGAACCAAACCUGAACUGCCAAAGAAGCCAAAACCUGGCCUUGUUAAAAGUAGCAGUAGUGAUUUUCUUGAUGCAAGGAGUGGAUCAGUUGCAGAAAAUAGUGAUGGACAAAAGAGAUUUCCUGUUCCUGCUCCAAGGCCUCUUGUUCCUAAAAAGUCAUGUUAUGCAGAAAAUCCUGCCCUGUCUUUGGCCUCACUAAAACCGAUUGCUGCUCCUUCACGGGCUUCUGUAUCUGCCCAAGAAAAAGUUGUCAAGUCUCUGGGGGAAUUGUCACCUGCAGCCAACUCCUCAGCACCUGCUUUGCAAAAUAAACUAGAUGUGGAAGGAGAUCUGAUCAGUUUUGAUGAUGAUGUUUUGCCUCUAAGUCCAACUUGUGUAGUUAAAGAUAGCAUCAAUUCUGAAGCAGCAGCAGAUCCAUUUCAGUUCCUCACCAAAAAUGAAACUGCAAAGGAACUACCGGCUCAAUCAGCUUUAGCUCGGAAACCCACGGUGAUCCGAAUCCCAGCUAAACCCGGGAAACCUUUAAAUGACAUCCCACAUAGCCCUCCACCACUUCCUGCUGAAAAGCCUAUUGGGAACACAUCCGAUAUCACAGUGAGAAAACCCAACAGUGGUGACCUAGUGAAAAAAGGGGAGUUGAAUCAUUCAGAACAGGGUGGAGUGCCUCAGCAAGAACCUGUACUACCCCCAAGGCCUGUGGAUGGAAAAAUUAUACCAGCUCGACCUCCCCCACCUAAAGGUGCUCCUGGAAGGCCACCUCCACCAAAACUCUCCACAACCAAAGCCUCCUCCCAAAAGGAUGCUCUUUCACGAUCUAGUUCUGACAUCGCUUCUGAGAAAAAAACCAGCAAGUUCAGAUUGGGACCCAAGAGAACAAAAAGUGCACUCUUUAAAAAUCCGGAUCCAGCAUUACCUCCUAGACCUAAGCCGGGUCAUCCUCUCUACAAUAAAUACAUGCUACCUGUGCCUCAUGGAGUUGCCAAGGAAGAUUGUCUUCCCAGGAACACAGGAGAACCGUCCUGUAAGGAUUCAAACCACCCUCCAAAAGUUUCUGACACAAAUGCACCUCAUGCUGUAGUCCUGCAUGAUUUUCCUGCAGAGCAUCCUGAUGACUUAGACCUUCAUUCUGGAGACAUCAUUUUUCUUUUGGAGAAAAUCGAUACUGAGUGGUACAGAGGAAAAUGUGGGAAUUGCACAGGGAUAUUUCCAGCCAACUUUGUUAAAGUAGUUAUUGAUGUUCCAGAAGAAGCCAACAGGAAAAAAAUACCCUCUUCAUCACAAUGUAUUAAAGGUCCAAGAUGUCUAGCACGAUUUGAAUACAUUGGAGAUCAGAAAGAUGAGCUCAGUUUUUCAGAAGGUGAAACUAUUAUCCUGAAAGAAUAUGUAAAUGAAGAAUGGGCCAAAGGAGAGCUCAGAGGCACAUCUGGAAUUUUCCCCUUGAACUUUGUGGAAGUAAUUGAAGAUCUGCCUGGAACAGGUACAGAAGCAGCACUGAAGAACAAGGUGGAGGUUUCUUCUUCCCUUCCUCAGAACAACAGAUGCUCGGUACAGCGGUGCGAAGCACUUCAUGAUUUUACAGCAGAAACCAAAGACGAUCUAUCCUUUAAAAAGGGAGACUACAUCCAAAUACUGGAACAAGUAGAUUUGGAGUGGUAUAGAGGAAGACUAAAUGGAAAGGAAGGGAUUUUCCCAGCAGUUUUUGUUCAGACCUGCUCAGCCAGGAUAGAGCUGUCACAGUCUGGGGGAGGGAAGAAAGGAAAAGCCAGAGCUCUUUAUGAUUUUCAUGGAGAAAACGAAGAUGAGCUUUCCUUCAAAGCAGGUGAUAUGAUAACAGAGCUGGAAUCUGUAGACGAGGACUGGAUGAGUGGAGAGAUACAAGGAAGGUCUGGGAUAUUUCCUAAGAACUUUGUUCAGAUUUUAAAAACACCAUGAAGUGUUGCCUCUUUUUGUACUCCCUGCAUGUGGGAGAGAAUGUUUUCUACCCUAAAGGCACAGCAAAGGCAUCAACGUGUGUUGACUAUCAGUGUUUUGCACUACUUUUUCUAGACAGUCAUACUAGUGUCUUUAAGUCAAAUAAGAACAUUUUAGUCCUUUGUGACAGUGUAUGUAGUCAUGUUUCAUGAAUGCUCUGAGAGCAAAACAAGCAGGAUUUUUAGCGGUUUCCAACUAGGGGAAUAUUGUGGUGCAACACCAUUUUAACUUACAUAGCAUUCUAGUAUGUUUACUAUCUGGUAUUACAUUUAUCCUGCACAAAGUCUGCAUAAAGUAAACCGCUUUGGGCUUCUUUAAAAACUUUUUAAAAUCCAAAUAUAAAGAAUUGUUUUAAUAUAUAAUUACAAUGCUCAGUAUGUAGAUGGAAUUUGAUAUUCGGGUUUCAUUACUGCUUGAGUUCCACAUUAGCAGUAGAAUCCACUUGUUUGUUUUAUAACUUAGAGGACAAGAAAAAUAACUGGUAUUUCAUAGUAGAAAGGUAUCAAAUCUAAUACUGGUAAGAGGGAAAACUCAGAAAUAAAUCCUUGUGUAGUAUUCUUCCUUUCUUAGCCCAAGCUGCUCAUACAGCAAGAUCACAGAAGUAAGAUUUUUAAGUAUUAUGCCUUUUACAAGUACUGUUUAAAUUGGUAUGAAUCAUCUUCAACCUUCCUCCCUUUCCCCAAAAUACUUUCCAGGUACAGGUUUAGAUUUUUCUACUGCCCACUGUUCUUCAAGCACUAUCAUGUCCUUCUUUCCCAGCUGAGGAUAGUUGUGACAGGCAGCGUUUACUGAGCUUUCUCAGAUCCCAUCCAUGGAGUAGCUGCACUAUUCCAAAUAUUUGCCCCUCCACUCCCGUCAUGAAAGUGGAAAACCAGUCUUCAGUCAGUCUGCAUUUCAUUUGUCACUCAAGCACUGGAACAUACUUCAGUAACACUAUUCCUAACCUUAACAUGAAGGGUAUUAUACAGCCUUGGUUUUAGCUUUCAGCAGACGUGGGAGUAGUUUCCAGUUUGUUACCACAUACCAACUAUACUGAGCAUCAUCAUAAAUGGUCUGUCAAGACAUUAAGGAAAACAUGCCUGGCAAGAGGUUACUCCAAGCAGCUCUAACCAAGGCAAUAAGUAAAAAGUAGCAGUGUGGCUUGACUGACAAACUGAGACAGACAUGACUGAGGAAGCUUCACAUUAUAGGAACUUCUGGUAGUAAAUUAAUUUUUGUAACACUUGGCUUCUGACAAAGUAGUUAAAUGGCAUCUAACUCCAUCAGACUGGAAUAGAAAACAUUAUGCUGCAGUUGGCUCUUUCAUUGCUGACAGUAUUCCAUCAUUUCUGCACCAUAUAACAAAGAGAAACCAGUAAGCUGUUUGCACGAGUCAUUACUUCAGAGAGCUGCAGGUCACUAGGUAUCAGGAUACCCUCAACACGACUUUUCUUCGUGGGUCUGGCAGUUCAUGUUGCAGGAGGGCCAACAGUUGAGUGGUGAAUGGAGACUGGAAACUAGGAUCAUGAUUGACUUUGAGAUAGUUUUGACUUGGUCUUUCUACAGCUUUAUCAGUAUGAGCUCUAAGCAUCACAGCAACAAGUCCCUGCUGCUACAGGAGAUCAAGGUGUAUCUAAAUUGAUGCCUAAGCAGGCUGGUGAGGGUUGCCCUUCACUCCCUGUGCCCUGCACUCUGGUUACCAUCACAGCAGGCAGAAGCAGGCUUACAGCCAAAACUGAACUGAGGAACAACCCCUGAGCGGGGAAUGGGCAUCCAGUCCCAGUAGCUGACUACAGCUCACCUGAAACAAGCCUGAGGAAUGUGCAGAGCAGACAUGAGGUCCUCAGCACCAUUUCACUCAGCAGUCACAAUUAGACCACAGAACUUGCACAGACACAGGCAUUUUCCCCCUGAUUUUUUUCUGUUGUGUAUUUAAACUGCACCAAUACCAUUUCCACAACCGGGAAAUGAAGAUCACACAAAGUUUUGAUGAGCUGAGAACUAGACUUCUACUUCCAUUAGGUUAUUAACAUUAUAAAACAGUUCUAAAUUAUGUGCCAUUCUAGGAGGGGAAAACUAUUUGUACAGCUAUUAUUCAGUUUUAGCAUCCCCAACAAGCCUAUCUGGAACUCCUGUGGAAUCAAACUUAGACGUAAAUCACUGCCCAAGUUUUCCUGCCAAGAGAUUCUAAAACUUCUUGUUUCUUACUCCAGUAAAACACCAUCUCCUAGAGAAAUCCAAGGAAUACCCAUGCCCUCCAAAGAUAUACUAUAUCAGUAUAGCAGUAGGUGAGAGUUAAGUGUAUGAUGUUUACCUAUUGUCUGGCAGUUUUCUAAAAUUUUGAUACAAGUCUUAAAAGUAGAAAUGAUUUUUUUUCUCUCCAUUUCCUCAUUCCCAUUUUUAUAAUGUGUAUCGACCAGUUGUUUUUGUAACUUCCACUGAAUGUUUCAAGGCAGUGCCUAUCCGUAGACAAGACCACUCUGCUGUACGUUAAUGAUCUCCUCCCUGUGGGGCAGGGCAGGGAGAGCAGCAAGGCCUUCUAUUCACAGCACCGAGUGCCAUCUAAGGGCUGCUCGCAUUGCUGCAGGCAGCUGAAACAGCGCCUUUGUGAACACUGAAACAAGUGAGAUGCUUGGCUUUUACAGCAGAGGGUUUUCUUAAGACAAUGCCCAGCACCACCAUGAGACUGCCUACAGAUCAUAACAAAAUUCCUAAGGUGUACAAAAAACCAGGAACGAGGCGGAGCACAAAUCUUAACUGCAAUAUAGUAGCAAAUUUCUGCUGUAACCUUGAAAUAUAGCUAGACCUGUGUGCGUUAGCAUAAUAAGAAAAGUCUAAUUUGUCAAAAUACUGUUUGACCCACCCUCUGGAAAUAUCUUCAGGAAGACAUCUUUGUUCUGUGUACAAUUAACAGUGUCCUAAAUAUACCUUUGUUAAGUCCAGUAAGUUUGUUAUGGUACCUCUGUAAAUUAAGAAUGUAUUUAACCAAUAAAAUUUUUGUAAUUAAGUCA
Chiroxiphia lanceolata (lance-tailed manakin) is the source of this 6359-nucleotide messenger RNA. It is a transcript of the gene SH3D19, whose product is annotated as SH3 domain containing 19. Gene Ontology annotation, molecular function: protein binding. The record is from RefSeq and is a predicted model, not a curated record. The transcript is spliced from 21 exons. The coding region runs from base 409 to 3330 and encodes 973 amino acids. NCBI's taxonomy places the organism in Eukaryota, Metazoa, Chordata, Aves, Passeriformes, Pipridae.